CUCUCUGUCUCUGUCUCUCUCUUGCUGAUAAAGCUGAAGAUCCUGCCAGCCUCCAUCGGUCUCUCUCUCUCCUUUCUCUUUGUCUACAGUUAUAGAUCCCACCCUUACCCCAUAUUGUCCUCUAUGUUGUAGAUUUAUACAGACUGGGCCAACCACUACCUGACCAAGUCUGGCUGCCCUCGACUCAUCAAGGACCUGACCAUAGACAUUGCUGACGGAGUUCUGCUGGCAGAAAUCAUCCAGAUCAUAGCUAAUGAGAAAGUGGAGGACAUCAAUGUCAGCCCCAGGAGUCAAUCACACAUGACUGAGAAUUUGGACGCCUGCCUCAGUUUCCUGGAUGCAAGAGGAGUGAAUGUACAAGGGCUCUCCUCAGAAGAGAUCCGGAAUGGGAAUCUAAAGACCAUCCUGGGACUGUUCUUCAUCCUGUCUCGCUACAAACAGCAGCAGCAACAGCAGCAGCAGUACUACCAGUCCCUGGUAGAGCUUACACACCAGACCACCGGGGCGGCGCCGGCCAGCCCCCUCAAAACGCAACCAGAGAUGCAGUCCAGGUAGGCUCAGUUGUCCUAAAUGGCGCCGGGUGAAGUUGGCGCUAGAUGCUGCAUUUUGGGUCAGUUUAGCAUUUUCCUUACUAAUGGUUUACUAGUCACAUUUGCAGCCACUAUGCUGGUGUGUUAUUUUGCUUCUGAACACAUUUGAUCUUGGGAUAUCUUGACUGGUGUACGGUUCAAAUGGAGUUUGUCUCGUCCAAACAGGUCCCUGCUAUGUAAUUUCACACCGUUUGUAUUUAUUAUGGAUCCAAGACAGCAGCUAAUCUUCCUGGGG
Molecule: messenger RNA, 825 nt
Organism: Oncorhynchus kisutch (coho salmon)
Lineage: Eukaryota; Metazoa; Chordata; Actinopteri; Salmoniformes; Salmonidae
Product: neuron navigator 3-like
Exons: 4
Coding region: 301-555 (84 amino acids)
Biological process (GO): nervous system development; neurogenesis
Source: RefSeq, a predicted model, not a curated record